AUCAAUAUUCAAUAAACUUCCGAGAAUUGUAUUUAAAUUUAGAUUAAACAUUUAUCAAAUACAUGUACUGAUUUUUUUUAAAUUGUGUUAAUAAUAGACGGUUAUUUAAAAUGCAAGAUCCUAAAAUCAAGCCGAAGAAGAUGAUAAACAUCGAAGCUGACUGCGUUAAAGCAGUGAACACGUACAUGCAAGUUAAAGCUGAGUCGAACAAUUUUAUCAAAAAAUUUCCAGAAUGGGAUACGUUACCGAAAACACUUGACAAUGAAUUAAUAAUAGCUAUUCGCGAGCGAGAUGCAGCAAAAACCCGCCUGGAAAUCAAACGCAAAGAAAAAAAAGCGUUUGACCGGGAGAUGAAGGAAAAGUGGAAAGAUCUAGAGCAGAAACUUAAAGAACUGCGAGAAGAAGAGUUGAGACACGAACAGUUUUCUUCGGAAAACGAAUUGAAAUGCGAAAUACUCACGAGGAAGACAAACGAAGAUAACGAAGAAACGAAACGCUACGAACAGCAAACCGUACCGAUGCAGCAAUCAAUAUUAAAGCUCGAAGAGGCCGCCGAUGGGAUGCAACGUAGCGUGGAUGAGUUAAAGCCGUUCGAAGAUUUUCUCGAAAAAGUAGUGGAGGAGUCGAAAGAGUUUAGAAACAUAGAUGACGUUAUAAAGAGAUACGAAAACUUGAUCAACAUACGGAAGGAAUUGGCGCAAAAACACGAAAAGAAGACUGAGGAUUUGAAACGGUUGACGACGGACGUGUUCAGACGUUCAAAGGAAACCAGCGAAGAAGCUGAGCACGUGUCUGUUGAAAUGGCCGAUGUCGUCGAAUCGUUGGGAAAACUGAAAGACGAGAUGAUCAAGACCGACCUGGCUUAUCGAAAAAUUGAAAAUGUGGCCAAAGAAAAGAAAAUUGAGGGUGACUUGGUGGCCGCAUCUGUGUGGAAUAUCUAUAAACAAAUGUGUCGACGCGUAAAAAAAUCUGUGCCUAACAAAAUACCAGACAUAGAAACUCAAUUGGCGUUCAUUGCCGAAGAAUACCAACAGUUGGCUAAAGUAUUGAAUAUGGCCGAGAAAAUCAAAGAAAAAAUGAACAAAAGGGAGAUUCUGAGAAACUGAAAAUAAAUUGUGCUUGGCAUGUUGAUGAUGAUACAAUAAUACAAUACUCAAUAUUAUAGGAAAAAAGGCACACAGUACUAUAUUUGAGUAAAAUAUAUUAUCAAAUCCUAACGAGGUAUACCUAUGUAUAUUAUAUAGAUAUUUUAUGUUAACUAUAAUAUUAUGUAUUAUCGUUUGCAUGAUAUCUAUAUAUUAGGUACCUAUUGUAGAUUAUAUUGAUUAUAAAAAUGUAUACCUAAUUUUAA
Molecule: messenger RNA, 1351 nt
Organism: Metopolophium dirhodum (rose-grain aphid)
Lineage: Eukaryota; Metazoa; Arthropoda; Insecta; Hemiptera; Aphididae
Product: coiled-coil domain-containing protein 42 homolog
Exons: 7
Coding region: 111-1106 (331 amino acids)
Source: RefSeq, a predicted model, not a curated record